GUGGACCUUCGAGCAAUUUCUAGAACGCAACGUCUACACAUACACCGCAGACUCGCUCUCGAUGGCGAAAUGGGGCCAAGGUGAUCCGCGCUGGAUCGUGGAAGAGCGCGCCGACGCGACAAACGUGAACAACUGGCAUUGGACUGAGAAGGACGCCUCCGAGUGGUCAAAAACCCUUCUCAAAGAGCUAUUUAGAGGUCUCAAGAUCGAAGACGGAGACGCUAAGUGUCAGACGACCGAUGUGUCUAAAGUGGAAGGAGAAGCUAGUGUGAACAACCGAAAGGCGAAGACCAUUGUGUUCUAUGAAUGGACAGUGACGAUUGAUUGGAAAGGUACACUGAACGAUGAUGAUGUACCCAUUAGAGGGACCAUUGAGAUACCAAACUUGAGCGAAGAGAUAGCUGUUGAAGACCUAGAGGUAAUCGUGAAAGUAAAGACGGACUCGGAUGAUGGAUGGAAACUGAAGGAAAUGAUCAGAAAGUCAGGAGCAGAGAUAAUUAGGAAAACAGCAGGUUGCUAUAUAGAAAAGUUAAAGACAGAAUUCUCACAAGGUCUACAACUACCAAGACAUCAAAGUUCAGAAGCUGCGAAAGCCGGAAAAAUGUCGUCUGCAGGAAGUGUGAUUAGUGAUGCUUUUAAGAGUGGAGCUAGUGUCAGGAGCAAGCAAGGAUCAUCACCAGGUAGCGUAGGCUACAUUAUCGCAACAAAGAAAAUAGUUCUUAAUACAGACUUCAAGACGACAGCCAACGAGUUGUAUUUAACACUGACUUCACGAGAGAGACUCGAGGCUUUUACACAAGGUCCUGUGGAAAUAGAGGCAACAAAAGGUGGCCGGUUUUCGUUACUCGGUGGCAACGUGACGGGAGAGUUUAGAGAACUGAUUAGGGAUACAAGAAUCGUGCAGACAUGGCGUUAUAGCAACUGGCCAGAUGGACACUACUCGACUGUCAGAAUAGAACUACAACAAACAGAAGACAACACGAAAUUGAAACUCACUCAGUCUGGUGUUCCCGAGUCAGAAGCUGAAAGAACACGUCAAGGUUGGAAUAGGUAUUAUUUUCAGAGUAUGAAGAGGACAUUCGGCUACGGUGCUCAACUUAUGUGACAACAGAGAAGAAUCAUUUACCUAUCAGCUUUGAGUACAGAGACUAUCUCAACACUUGAGAACUCUCUCUCAUAGGCUCACCUGUAUAGCUAUUUAAUAUCUAAUGUACAUCUAGAUCUACUCUAUUUUGUGCUCUAGUAUCAACUCUCUUUCUUUGAAAAUUA
This is a messenger RNA of Corticium candelabrum, 1269 nucleotides long. RefSeq names its product activator of 90 kDa heat shock protein ATPase homolog 1-like. Gene Ontology annotation, cellular component: cytosol. Gene Ontology annotation, biological process: positive regulation of ATP-dependent activity; protein folding. The record is from RefSeq and is a predicted model, not a curated record. Gene Ontology annotation, molecular function: ATPase activator activity; protein-folding chaperone binding. The transcript has 11 exons. Lineage: Eukaryota; Metazoa; Porifera; Homoscleromorpha; Homosclerophorida; Plakinidae. The coding region runs from base 62 to 1105 and encodes 347 amino acids.